AUGGGAGAUACUGAGGCUACUGUGAAGUCGAAGAAGACAGUUUUUGUAACUGUUGGAACUACUUCUUUUGAUGCUCUUAUUAGAGCAGUGGAUACUCAGGAGGUUAAAGCAGAGUUGUUAAGGAGAGGGUAUACCCAGCUUCUCAUUCAAAUGGGCCGUGGAUCUUAUAUCCCCACCAAGUCUGAAGGAGGAGAUGAGACCCUUGCUGUAGAAUACUUUACUUUUUCAUCAAGCAUUGCAGACCAUCUGAGGGCAGCAUCUCUUGUGAUUAGUCAUGCAGGGUCAGGGAGCAUAUUUGAGACAUUGCGGCAUGGUAAGCCGUUAAUUGUGGUGGUGAAUGAAGAUUUGAUGGACAACCAUCAAAGUGAGUUGGCAGAGGAACUAGCAGACAGGAAGCAUUUGUACUGUGCUCGUCCGCAGACACUUCAGCGUGUUAUAGCAGACAUGAAUUUGGAUUCCCUCAUUCCAUACCACCCAGGUGAUGCCAAACCUGUCGCCAAGCUUGUCAGUCGGUUUCUUGGUUUUGCAGACGACUGA
Messenger RNA from Prunus armeniaca (apricot), 537 nucleotides. Lineage: Eukaryota; Viridiplantae; Streptophyta; Magnoliopsida; Rosales; Rosaceae. The record is from the annotation of a GenBank genome assembly.